GCAGAGAAGCGUGGCUCCGGUCGGGGCAUGGAGAGGCCCUGCCGUGGGUCCUGCAGGCAGCAGGACUGACUUUGGGAUGUCCUGACCCCGACGGCGUGAGGGGAAAGGCAGUAGCGAUGGUUAGAGAUGCUCUGCGAGCCCAAGGUCUCGCUCUUCACGGCAGGGAGCGAAUCCUCGCAGCGCCCUCGACGCCGUCGCACCGGGAGCCUCGUGCCAACCUGAGCCCAGGAGAGCAGACGGAGUUUAACCAAACCCCCUGCGGGUACCACCGUGCCUGUCCCGAGGGAAUCGCUCCCCAUCUCUGCGACCAGGUUCCUGCCAAGGCCACCGAAACCCUCAGCCGGGCUCACCGGUGGGAGCGAUCCGGCACGGCCGCCUCGCCGGGAGAUGCUCCCGCAGCCUUCUCCUCCUGCUCUCCCCUCCCAGCCGGCCCCGUGUACGGAAGAUUCAGGACGCCGCAUCUCCCCGCACCCCGGGGUCUUGUCCCCGCCGCGUGUCGCCUCUCUGGGCUCCGUCAGCUGCGGCUGCAUCGGUGUGGCCACGGCCGGGAACCACGGCCCUGGAGGAACCCGGUGCCUGAGCCCCUGGUGCCAGGACCGGGAGGUCCGAGACGUGUGCGUUGGCGUCACCGCAUCCGAAGUUUUCCCGAGCCGGGAAGGACGUCGCUGGCUCACCGCGACCCGGAGAGACACCGGAGAGACGCACCGGUGCCGGUUAAGGGCUGGAGGAAUUCACCUCCUUGGACCCAAACCGACCCCUUCCAACCCCGAGCAUCCCCGCGCGGCGCCGCGGUACCCAACCCCGAGGGGGCUCAGGCGGACGCCGCGAUGCCCGGCACCGAGCCACGGCGGCGGGACGGUGAUGGGGUGGUGGUGGGGAACGGAUUUGAGCCUGAAAGAGGUUAAAGUGGGGCAAAGAGGGGGGGAAGAGAAACCUCCCGAACAGGGCGUUUUAAUGACAUUCCAUUAAAGCUCCCUUUGGGGCCUGCGCGGCCGCCAUGUGCUCCACAUUCUCAUGGUAAUUAUGAGACAUCUGUAUAGAGGCUCUUUUCUCAUCAAAGAUGGCUCUCUUCAAAGACACUCCUGGGAAACCCUUCACCUCUGACCUGGGGGGGUCACUGCCGAAACAGUGGCUCUAUAGUGCGCGUUACUGUAAAGCCCAGUAGCCUUUUUCCUCCCCUAACCUGACCAGGUCCCGGCUUUUCAAGCGGGA
Molecule: messenger RNA, 1212 nt
Organism: Grus americana (Whooping crane)
Lineage: Eukaryota; Metazoa; Chordata; Aves; Gruiformes; Gruidae
Exons: 6
Coding region: 117-905 (262 amino acids)
Source: RefSeq, a predicted model, not a curated record